This is a messenger RNA of Cornus florida, 1646 nucleotides long. Its product is annotated as RNA-binding protein involved in heterochromatin assembly dri1-like. The transcript is spliced from 7 exons. The record is from RefSeq and is a predicted model, not a curated record. Gene Ontology annotation, molecular function: mRNA binding. Gene Ontology annotation, cellular component: cytoplasm. NCBI's taxonomy places the organism in Eukaryota, Viridiplantae, Streptophyta, Magnoliopsida, Cornales, Cornaceae. Bases 364 to 1353 code for a protein of 329 amino acids.
UUCUACUCUGUGGAAAUAAUCAAGCUGAAAUUCCAAAAUUAUUCUUUGACAUCUCUUGACCCCCGAUUUUUACUGCAUUAUUCACUACUUGUACCUUUAGUUCAAAUUAAUUAAUUACUGUAAAUUUUUUUUUUUUUUUUUUUUGGGACUCGAAUUGGAGCUUAAUAGCAGGUCCGUACCCCCUUCGAAGAAAACCCUAAAUCAUUCUUUACAGAAAAAAAGGACUAAAGUCUGAAAUUUGAGAAACAGUAGAGACUCCUCUUUCAUCGUUACAGAGUUUCAGAUACACAGUGUGUGUAAAACAAACACACAUAUAUAUUAUAUUCAGAAAGAUAGCGACUUUUACAGCGAGAAGAUAGAGAGAUGGUAGGAGGUGAGGGGAGAGAAGGGGAUUGGGAGUGCAGUGGAUGUGGGAACAGAAACUACGCCUUCAGAUCAUUCUGCAACAGGUGUAAGCAGCCUCGCCUUCUCGUCGACAUCAAAACCCCUGCUGAUUCUAAAUGGCUCCCUCGUAUUGGCGAUUGGAUCUGCACCGGUUGCACUAACAACAAUUAUGCGUCACGAGAAAAGUGCAAAAAGUGUGGGCAGCCAAAGGAGUUAGCAGCAAUGCCAGCAAUUGCAAUACCUGGAGCUUCUCUUCCAACUCAUCCACAUUAUUUUGCCAGGGCAAAUGGAGGACCAGAACAAAAUAUGAAUAUCAGAUUGUUAGGCAAUGGAAUUCUCCAGCAGUCACUUCCUUUGAACCCUAACUGGUCCUUAGGAGGAGCUGAUAAAUACGGACUUCAACCAGCUUCUACUUGGCCUGUCAGUGAGAAUCAAAGUUUUGGAUUCGCAUAUUCAAACCAAGCAAAUCAGAAUCUUAUGGUUCCGAAAGGAUGGCGCAAUGGUGACUGGAUUUGCAACUGUGGCUUCCACAACUAUUCUUCUCGUGCACAGUGCAAAAAAUGCAAUGCUUCUAUGCCUCCAGCACUUGGUACAAAGAGAUUAGCAUCUGAAGAACUUGUCCAUGAUUGGGAUAACAAGAGGCUGAAUGCUGGACAUACACAUGGACUGCAACAAUCAUACCCUGGAUUUGAGCAAACGGCAGGUUCUGGUGGUGCCAAUCAAACAAACGGAGUGUAUACCCCUUUUCCUAGUGGAACCUCAUCAGCAGCUCCAAAUAUUCAAUUCAACCUGCAGUUGCCACAUCAAGUGACAAUGCCUACUCUAUUUGGGAAAGGUAGAGCAAAGCAAUGGCGUGAUGGGGAUUGGAUGUGUACGAAUUGCAACAAUCACAAUUAUGCAUCUCGAUCAGAAUGUAAUAGGUGCAAGACUCAGAGAGAUGGACUCGUUCAACCAGUCAGUGUUGCAUAGCCAUAAACUCAUGAAGGCUUUUAUAUCAUUGUAACGUCAGGUGGUGCUUGUUUAGAUUUCACUUUGCUCUUUCCAUUAUGUAUCAUGCUGCUGGCAGAUUGAAGAUUGUUACAGAUUUCAUUUGCUCCCUAGUAAUUAUAUAAGACGGUGGCCAUGAUCCUCGAGUCCCAAGAGUGUAAUUGCCUGCUUGGGUUUAAUUUUGUUCUAAUAUGAGCUGCCUUUUUAUCUGGAGUCUAUGCAGGUUUUUUCCCCCUUUAGUGAUCAAUAAAAUUGUGCUUGUUUUAUUUCUAUCA